UUUGAUGACGCUUUUGAAGGGGUGUGUAGUCUUCGAGAUAUUGAUUUGGCGAAACAGGAUGAACAGGUAUCCACUGAAGAGAUUAAAACAAAUUUGCGGAAACUAAAGUUGAAUCUUGGUAACAGUACAGCCCCAUACACUAAAAAAUUGCUCAAAUAUCUUAAAAAAAUUAAACCUUCCAAUCUUACGUGGAGAGACCCAGAAGCAAGUCAA
Ambispora gerdemannii is the source of this 213-nucleotide messenger RNA. NCBI's taxonomy places the organism in Eukaryota, Fungi, Glomeromycota, Glomeromycetes, Archaeosporales, Ambisporaceae. The record is from the annotation of a GenBank genome assembly.